UUUAACAGCAAAUUUAAAACUUUCAAACUCAAAUUUUAAAAAAAUUUAACUAAAAGAUUUCAAAAAAUACUAUGGCAGAUGCAGCUAAUUUAAAAGAUUUAUUGAGUUCUGGAAACACAGAAGAACUAAAAAUUAUACGUGAUAAAGAGCUUCACAGAUAUCAAACCAAUAAGAUUCUAAUUGAUAUAUUAAAAUCAGGUGCAAACAAACAAUUUGAAGGUUUUUCUCCGAUCUUAAGCAAGUCUCUUAAAAUAUUAAAUAUCAAAGACUAUGUUAAAUUGGAGAGUGAUAUGCCACUACUUGGAUUAGAUACUAUGAAUAUUACAUUGCCUUAUUCUGAGAAAAAAAUUAUUAAAAAUUUUGUUGUGCAGAAAAUGAAAGAACAAAUACAACCCCUUUUGGAAUAUAUAAGUUUUACAAAACAAAAAUAUCCGGAUGUAUUCAAUUUAAAAGAAAAACAAAUGGAGAUCCUUGCCUUAGAAGAAAAACGACAUAGUUCAGUGUUAAAUUUAAUGGAUAUAAGAAAGAAAAAAUUGCUCAUACUCCAAAAUAUUUUGGAUAUUAAGCUAAGUCCGUAUCUUCAGAAAGAAAUUAGAUUGAUGUGUACCGAAUAUAAAUCAAAUCUACAAAAAAUCAACUUGUUGAAUAGCUAUAUUGCUCAGGAAUUUGUUUCAAGCUGUGAUUAUACUGACAAAGCAUUGAAGGAAAUCAACGCCUGCAUAGAUACUGAGCUUGAGAAUUAAUAAUAGAAAAUCAAGUUUCACGAUCUAUUCAUAUAUGAAGCUCUUAACAUGACAAUUUUAAUAUUUAAUUUAAUAGUACCAAUACUACACAUAUUGAACACAUAUUGAAUGUAUAAGUAAUAAAUUGGAAAUGACUUAGUAAUGCAAUACCUUAAAA
Condylostylus longicornis is the source of this 900-nucleotide messenger RNA. RefSeq lists its product as uncharacterized. The transcript has a single exon. The record is from RefSeq and is a predicted model, not a curated record. Lineage: Eukaryota; Metazoa; Arthropoda; Insecta; Diptera; Dolichopodidae. The coding region runs from base 72 to 743 and encodes 223 amino acids.